This is a messenger RNA of Vicia faba (fava bean), 2586 nucleotides long. The record is from the annotation of a GenBank genome assembly. NCBI's taxonomy places the organism in Eukaryota, Viridiplantae, Streptophyta, Magnoliopsida, Fabales, Fabaceae.
AUGGAACUUCAGACCCACUUGAUAAAGUUUGCAUUUUCCCGCCACCCAAAUCUCAGAAAACAAUUAACGACACUCUAUUCCAGCUCUCGUUGUUUUGGGCAUGCCCGUAACCUGUUUGAUCAAAGUACUGAACCAAAUACACUUGUUUCUUGGUCUGCUUUGAUAUCUCGGUAUGUGCAAAAUGGGUUUCAUAAAGAGGCCUUAUUGGCAUUUAAUGAGAUGUUUACGUUGGGUGUUAAGUGUAACGAGUUUACAUUCCCAAGUGUUCUCAAAGCAUGUUCAAUCAAAAAAGAUUUGAAUAUGGGGAAAAAGGUGCAUGCCAUGACUGUGGUCUCAGGGUUUGAGUCUGAUGCAUUUGUUUCCAACACUUUGGUUGUUAUGUAUGCCAAAUGUGGGGAGUUUAUUGAUUCUAAGAAAUUGUUUGGUAUGAUUUUGGAGCCAGGCGUUGUUUCGUGGAAUGUCAUGUUUUCUUGUCAUGUGCAGAGUGGUUUCUUAGGUGACUCUGUUGAUUUGUUUAAACGAAUGGUUGAGGGUGAAGUAAGGCCUAACGAAUUUAGCCUUUCAAUUAUAUUGAAUGCCUGUGCUGGAUUGCGGGACGGGAGUCUUGGAAGGACGGUUCAUGGUUUUUUAAUGAAGCUUGGACAUGGUUUGGAUCAAUUUUCUGCGAAUGCGUUGGUUGAUAUGUAUGCUAAAGGAGGGAGGAUUGAAGAUGCUGUUGCUGUUUUUCGAGAAAUUAUACACCCGGAUACUGUUUCUUGGAAUGCGGUUAUUGCUGGUUGUGUUCUUCAUGACUAUAAUGAGUUGGCUUUGAUACUGUUGAAUGAGAUGAAAAAGUUGGGAACUUGUUGUCCCAAUGUGUUUACAUUAUCAAGUGCCUUAAAAGCUUGUGCUGCAAUGGGGUUUAAGGAUUUAGGUAGACAGAUACAUUCUUGUUUGGUAAAGAUUGAUACUGACUCAGAUUUGUUUGUGGCUGUUGGGCUAAUAGAUUUGUAUUCCAAGUGUGAGAUGAUGGAUGAUGCAAGAAGAGUUUAUGAUUUGAUGCCAACGAAGAAGGAUAGUAUUGCAUGGAAUGCUUUGAUCUCUGGUUACUCGCAGUGUGGUGAUGACUUACAAGCGGUCUCACUUUUUUUCAAAAUGCACCAUGAAAAUAUAGAGUUCAAUCAAACUACUUUGUCGACGGUUCUUAAAUCUGUGGCCAGCUUGCAGGCAAUUAAGGUGUGCAAGCAAAUUCAUACAAUUUCAAUGAAGUCUGGAAUUUAUUCAGAUUUCUAUGUCAUAAACAGUCUUCUUGACACUUAUGGAAAAUGUAGUCAUAUAGAUGAAGCUUCAAAAAUAUUCCAAGAGCGCACUUGGGAAGAUUUGGUGGCUUACACAUCCAUGAUAACAGCAUAUUCUCAAUAUGGCGACGGGGAGGAGGCUUUAAAGCUAUAUUUGCAAAUGCAAGUUGCAGACAUCAAGCCGGAUCCGUUUGUCUGCAGUUCUCUUUUAAAUGCUUGUGCAAACUUGUCGGCAUAUGAGCAAGGGAAGCAACUACAUGUCCAUGCCAUAAAGUUUGGAUUUAUGUCUGAUAUUUUUGCUAGUAAUUCUCUUGUUAAUAUGUAUGCAAAAUGUGGAAGCAUAGAGGAUGCUGGUCACGCCUUUUCCGAGAUACAGCAGAGAGGAAUCGUCUCAUGGUCUGCAAUGAUUGGAGGGUUGGCUCAACAUGGACAUGGUAAAGAGGCUCUUGAGUUGUUCAAUCAAAUGCUUGAAGAUCGUGUGUCACCAAACCAUAUUACACUAGUCAGUGUUCUCUGUGCAUGUAAUCACGCCGGUUUGGUAAAUGAGGGGAAACAAUAUUUUGAAGCAAUGGAAGAAAAGUUUGCAAUCAAACCUACACAAGAGCAUUAUGCUUGUAUGAUUGAUCUCCUCGGAAGAUCAGGGAAACUAAAUGAAGCAGUGGAGCUUGUGAAUUCCAUUCCAUUUGAAGCUGAUGGAUCCGUUUGGGGGGCGCUUCUUGGUGCUGCAAGAAUCCAUAAAAAUGUCGAACUCGGUAAGAAAGCUGCAGAGAUGCUUUUCGCUCUCGAGCCAGACAAAUCUGGUACUCAUGUUCUCCUUGCAAACAUUUAUGCAUCAGCAGGGAUGUGGGAAAACGUUGCGAGUGUUAGAAAGGUUAUGAAAAACAGCAAUGUGAAGAAGGAACCUGGAAUGAGUUGGAUUGAGGUCAAAGACAAGAUACACACUUUCAUUGUGGGAGACAGAAAUCAUUCUAGAAGCGAUGAAAUAUAUGCUAAAUUGGACGAGUUAAACGACCUUCUAAGUAAAGCUGGAUACAGUCCCGUCACAGAGAUUGAUAUACAUAAUGUGAACCAAAGUGAAAAGGAAAAGCUCUUAUAUCAUCAUAGUGAGAAACUCGCUGUAGCUUUUGGAUUAUUAGCUACACCAGCUGGAGCUCCAAUAAGAGUGAAAAAGAAUUUGAGAGUUUGUGUUGACUGCCACACUUUUCUCAAAUUUGUAUCUAAGGUUGUUUCAAGGCAAAUUGUGGUUAGAGAUAUUAAUAGGUUCCACCAUUUUAAAGAUGGAUCAUGUUCAUGUGGUGAUUAUUGGUAA